This is a messenger RNA of Zophobas morio, 6180 nucleotides long. Its product is annotated as sodium/potassium/calcium exchanger Nckx30C. Gene Ontology annotation, biological process: calcium ion transmembrane transport; intracellular calcium ion homeostasis. The coding region runs from base 101 to 1930 and encodes 609 amino acids. The transcript has 7 exons. Gene Ontology annotation, cellular component: plasma membrane. The record is from RefSeq and is a predicted model, not a curated record. Gene Ontology annotation, molecular function: calcium channel activity; calcium, potassium:sodium antiporter activity. NCBI's taxonomy places the organism in Eukaryota, Metazoa, Arthropoda, Insecta, Coleoptera, Tenebrionidae.
ACUCCUCUCGCUCCUUUUAUCGAGCGGCGGUCCAGUCCGCGCCCGGCCUCGCUGUGGCAAUGAGCCCGUCGACCCGGCUGCCCCCGUCGCUGCCGCCACAAUGACCGCCCGCGCGCUGCUGCUGUCGCUCGCGCUGGCCGCCGUCGCCGCCCAGGACGCCAACGAGACGCUGGCGCCGUCGCCGUCGCCGUCCGAGGAGCCCAAGCAACCGGACCCGCUCUUCCCGCCCGACCUCUUCUCCGAGGAGCAGCGGCGCAGCGGCGCCAUCCUCCUGCACAUCCUCGGCGUCGUCUACAUGUUCGUGGCGCUCGCCAUCGUCUGCGACGAGUUCUUCGUGCCGGCGCUGGACGUCAUCAUCGAGAAGCUCGCCAUCCAGGACGACGUCGCCGGCGCCACCUUCAUGGCGGCCGGCGGCUCGGCGCCCGAACUCUUCACCAGCGUCAUCGGCGUCUUCGUCUCGUUCGACGACGUCGGCAUCGGCACGAUCGUCGGCUCCGCCGUCUUCAACAUCCUCUUCGUGAUCGGCAUGUGCGCGAUCUUCUCCAAAACGGUGCUCUCGCUCACCUGGUGGCCGUUGUUCAGGGACUGCUUCUUCUACUCGCUCAGCCUCAUCACGCUCAUCAUCUUCUUCAAGGACAACCACAUCUACUGGUACGAGGCGCUGGUGCUGUUUUCCUUCUAUAUAGCCUAUGUCAGCUUCAUGAAGUGGAAUCAGCCGAUGGAGAGGCUGGUAAAGAAGCUCAUCUACAAGAACAAAGUGACGAGAGUGCGAAGCACGGAUCAGCUCAUGCCUACGCACCAAACGGCCGCUCAAGCUCUGCACGGCACCGUGGCGACGUCGAGCGAGACGAGCGUCGGGACGCAGCCCGGUGGCAGUGUGACGUCACGCACAGCGUCAGAGACCCCCCAGGUGCCGUCCGCGACCAGCCACCACCAUACGGGGGCUAAGUUUCGACACGGCCUCCUCCAACUUAUGAUACACACCAUUGAUCCCCUACACGAUGGUCAGUAUGCAGGCAAGGUGGACGAAAAGGCCACCCAGCUCCACGCCAUCGCCUCCCUGAAGGUGCUCCUCGACGCGACGAAGCCGCAGAACGGGGCCGCCACCAGCUCGGCCGCCAACCACGUGAGCGCCGCCGCCGCCAAGCAGGAGACCAUGCUGGCGCCCUCGAGCAUCGCCGACAUGCCCAACGGCGUCGCGAACGCCCUCACCGACGUCAACCUGGAAGCGCGACGCAUGUCGUCUGUACGUGCACGUAAGUCACUGACCUCACAAGCAGUGGUGUGUCUGCAGGUUGGAGAAACCGAGGAGGAGCCCCCUGAAGCCAUGGACAUGGGCUGGCCUUCGGGAGCCCGCAAGAGGAUCACGUAUAUUCUCUUAGCGCCCAUUGUCUUCCCGCUGUGGCUAACUUUGCCCGAUACGCGAUCGCCUAGAGGCAAAAAGUUCUUCCCAGUAACGUUCGUCGGGAGCAUAGUCUGGAUCGCUGCGUACUCGUACCUGAUGGUCUGGUGGGCGAACGUCGUCGGCGACACGGUCCGGAUUCCGCCGGAAGUUAUGGGACUGACUUUUCUAGCUGCAGGCACCUCAAUACCGGACCUCAUCACCUCCGUCAUUGUGGCGCGGAAGGGCUUCGGCGACAUGGCCGUUUCCUCCUCCGUCGGCAGCAACAUAUUUGAUGUUACCGUCGGGUUACCAGUGCCUUGGUUGAUUUUCGGCAUCAUCUACGGCGAGCCUGUAGAGGUGACUUCGGCGGGAAUGGUGUGCUCCAUAACGAUCCUGUUCAUGAUGCUCCUCUUCGUCAUCAUGUCGAUAGCCUGCUUCCGGUGGAAGAUGAACAGAGGACUAGGAUUCACCAUGUUCUUGUUGUACUUCGUCUUUGUGGCAGUGUCGCUCAUGUUCGAAUACAACUAUAUAGUGUGUCCCGUUUAGAAUGCCAUCAUGCACGACAUUAGAGACUCGUUUUAAUAGCCAUUAUUAUAGCAAUUGUACUGAUCACACUUUCAAUAUAGCUGAUUGAAAUAAUGAAUAGCAGUUUAGAAACAGACAUUCGUAUUUCGCGCCGGGUCCUCGCCAGUCACCUCGAAAUUACUUGGUAUUACCGAAAACGACACCAAAUUCAAGCCACACGUGAGAGGGGCCGCUGCAGGGAGGGGCCCGCGGGGAGACGCACACCCACAGCCACUCGGACGCCGCGAAAUUGGCGCCAACACUGACCGGGCCAACCAGGAGGCCGUUGCCUAGCCGGAGUCGGCGCGCUUUCCGUCUCCUGACCAAUCGCCGCGGAGCGGAGGCUUGACCCUGGCCAAUGGGCGGUCGAGCUCGCGGCGCCAAAUUCGAAGGAGUCGACGAAAUUUGUUUUUGGUCACGGAAAGACUGAGAUUCAGCGCGGCCCCCGCGCUCCACCGGCCCCUGCACCGCACACCACUUUCGUUCCGGCUGUCGAUGCACUUGUUAUUUGAAGGUCACUGUACGGGGGAGGGCCCGGGAUAGUUGUUAACGCUAUUGGUGUUCAGCGGAUCAUGCACAAAGAAAAACAAUAUCGACUUCCAUGAUAGUGUGUGGACUUUAGGUAGUAGAAAUCUCCCCGACCAUGAUAGCAAUAAUAUCUAUUAACUACAAUAGAUUUUGAACUUUUUUACAAAAGGGGGACGUUUCGUAAUAACUAGGGAAAAACGAACUAGACAUUGGAAGUAGCAUUCUUUCAUUUAUUUCCGGAUAGCGCGUUUUCGUAGUGGUAUGAUUUGAGAUGUAACUUAAGAAAACCGAGGAAGACUAGACCUGGCAAGCGCCCAAUUCGCUUUGAACAAACGCACACGACAACGAACACCCUAAAAUCGAGCUGAACAAAUCAUUGCGGCAUGCAGAGAGUUCAAAGUUGUUUGGGCAAGGCUGUACGUUACAACUUCCCGAAAAUAAUAUGUUGCACUGUAGAGUUAAGUUAUAGCGCAAUAUACAUAUCUAGAUUGUAGAUAUAUUUUAGCAUAGUUAUUGUGUAGAAAGCAUGUAAAUAACGUAAUUGUUUGGGCACUUGAGAUCUUCGCAGGUCAUUGCUGAAAGUGCCUACUGUUAAUUUGUUUUACCCGAUGUGAUACAUUAACAAAUGGGAUUUGUAAGUAUAAAUGAAAAUUUUAAAAUCACACUCCUUUAUUUUUUUGUUCGCGUUUUCUUUCACCGACUUCGGUUCAUCAUCGAUAGCGGCGACGCGAGAUAUCAAACCAAAAAUCGAAAUCGCCUUAAUUUAAACCAUAAUUUUCGUAAACUCCCCUUCGCUUUUUAAAAUUUUAUUUUAAAAUGACUCUUUCCGUGUCAUCAUUUUUGAAUUGUACACCAUUCUGUAACCUUACAGAAAUCAAAAAACUAUAAAUCGUUGUGUUUUUAAAUGUCACAGUGUCAAAUUAAACUUAUGCAGCACAAAUUUCAACAAACAAACAUUUUGACACAAUUUUAAGAAAUAUAUUUUGUAUUCUUUCUACUUUUAGCAGUAAAGUGUCUUAAAUAAUUCGAGACGGCUUAAAAUGUCAAACUGCUUAUACGCAUAGUGAUGAUUUAGACCUGAGUGCCGCUUACUCGGAAAGUGAACUGUGCGACGAAUGUGUCCCCUUGUCGAAAAAGUGACCGUACUAAUAACUGAAAAUAACGUAAAAACCUCACAUUUGCGUCACUUGCUUGUUAAUAUAAUUUAUCUAAAUGCAAUGCGCUUAGUGAAACGCUAAAAAAUUAAUAAAAUUUUGAGUAACAAUUUAAUAGUAAUCACUAAAUGUCAUUAUAAAUACAGCUAGAAGUGAAAUUUUGUCGUUGGAUAUUUAAAACUUGGUAAUAUAUGUAUGGCAAAAAUUUGAUAAAAACAUUCGCUUUAAUAAUUUAUUGUACCUAAAUGUGCCUCAUACUUCGAAAUCGAGCUGUGCUAGGACUGUGCCGCCUUUUGCAUGUACUAAGUACCACGACAUGACGCUUUAGAAAUUCUUAAAUAUUAUAAAUCUUUAUAAUUUUAGGUUAUCAUAAAAUUCAACUCAUUAGUAAAGUUGUUUCUAGCAUCAGAAAUUUUACUACCAUCUGUAAGAUUUUUUGCAGUUCUUUUCAGUUUCCUGUACUUUGAUGAAUAUUCUUGAAUGUUUUAAAAGCACAAUUUUGAUAUUUCUGAAAAUGUAAGCACUCACUUGUUGUUUAUGAAGAAAAAUUGUAGUGUAAAAGAGACAUAAAUCCCAUUGCGGUUGAAGUAAUUGCGUCAGCUUAAAACAAUUAAUAUUUUAAGUUAUUUCAUUGUUUUCUAUAGUUCUUUGCCUGUUAGUAGUUUUAAUUAGAUAUGUAGCGGCAAAAUUUACCUCUAGCUGUAACUCGUUUUCAAAAUUUUCGAAAGCGAGGAUUCGCUUUUGUUUUUGAUGCAUCAAACUAGAUCAGUUUAAUUGUGCCGCGUAUUUCAAAAUCGAGCUACACUGUGAAUGUGCCGCCUUUUGCAUGUAUCGAGUACAACUACAAGUGAACAUAACCUAGCACUUGUGUUAUUAGUUGUGACGUAGAAUCGCUUUUACAUGGCUUGUUGUUGGCGACAAGUACUAUUUUGUGUUCCAUUUUCGCGUUAUUUAGCCGGGUUUAAGCUAAAUUAUGCAACAAACGCUGAAUAUGCGAGCCAAGCGGCACAUUAAGACCCAAAUCAUCACUCUUUACCUCCGACGAUUUUUGACACGUCGCACACGAAAUUAGUUUGCUCUUAAACCGUCUUUACGAAUUCUAUUUGUGUAGCAGCAGCCCCCUUUUCCGCAGUAAGAAUUUAUAAUGUUGGCACAGUUGAGACGACUCUACAAAUUCGCACUGCCACUUUUGGAUUGUUUGUUUUGUAGUGUUUGUUGGUUUAUAAAUUCCGUUGCCAACAACUCACACGCCAACAGCAUAAAUUCCUCGUUAAUAAAGCACGAUUUGCGGCGUUGAUGUCUCGCCCCUCCGCUCCUCCAAUCAACAUAAAUCAAUCAUAGCAAGUGCAAUAUUUAACAAAGCGUAGUACCUAGGAGAAUCUUAAGAGAUUACCUCGGUGAGUGUCUCUCUUAACGUAGCUAGGCUUAAAAUGUACUUUAAACACGCGGUACUUAAUAUACAUAAUUGUAAUAAUAAAUUUCGGAGGCAAAAUUGCGAUUUGAUUGACGGCUUCUCAAUUUUUGACUAUACAUAUCUACCUACGAAAUUGUUUUGUGAUUUUAAAAAAUUUGUGAUUCUCGUUAGUGGUGCACCGUACUUACGUUGACGUGCUUAAUUUGCUUCGACUGUACAUCGAUCUUAUUUGGAAAUGUAAGAAGCUUGAGACUAUCGUAGCGUUAGUUUCGAUUAUUUUUCUUUUAAAGUAGAAGACGAGGAGAUAACUGUGAGCGAAAUUUAGAUUUGAAGCUACUAAAAAAAUAUUACUAAUCGUGACGAUGGAACAAACUGUAACACGCAAAUAGUCCAGUAGGGUAGGCAUAUCAUAUUUCAGAUUCCUGCUUGAUAUUGUUAAUCUUCUAAAUACUAUUAUAUAUUAACACAUCUUUAGGAUCUAGAGUUAUUUAGAAACUAUACUCAAGAUAUUGUUAUGAUAUUGUGGAUAUUAUAUACUUAUACCUUGUUAAAACUUGACAUUAUUACGGUUUCGUUGGAAAUUCCUCCAUUCCAUCUGGAUCGUUGCAAUUUCGUAUGCUUAUUUAGACUGUUGUUGAAUAUGAAAAAUUCUUGUUGAUUCAAAUUUUCGCACUUAUGAGUUCGAGAGCAAUGAACUGUUUCGUAUUCAUCAUAAAUAAAGGAGUGAUUAAUUUGUAACUAGUCUGUAAAACAUACAAUCUCUUCAAACCGAUGCCACCAAUAUACUUCACUGUAAAAUAAUAGAAAAUGUACUUUUUGUAGAUCUUUAAUUGUAAGACGAGCAAAAGGAAAUAUUUUUGUAUCUUUGAUAUCGCUGAUUUAGACACAAAGAAGCAACAUCAAAGACGUGAAAUAUUUCGCAUUUGUUGAAAAUUUUCUUUUGUAAAGUCAUUUUUAAGACAUAAAUAACAGAGAUUAAGAUUGUUAAUGGUGUAUCUAGUAGAUUGUUAUUGCUAGAGAAUUUUUAUUAUUAUAGUAAUGUAAUAUUGACGAAACCAUUUCAUGGUAUGUUACUUUUUGCCGACAAUAUAAUAUGUAUAUUAAAGAGACUCUCAUUAAAACCACUUCGAAUUCAA